AUGCCAGAGACUACUCUAAAGAAGCCCAAUAUGAAGACAAAUGAUAAGUGUCUAGAUUUCGCGACCUGUCCAGCAUCCACGCUUACUUCAACAUCACGGCGUCAUGGAUUCCAUUCCCAUCUGCAGGAAGAGCGUCUCGAGUCAAAUCACAUGCUUAAGCGCAAGUUGUAG
Molecule: messenger RNA, 171 nt
Organism: Echinococcus granulosus
Lineage: Eukaryota; Metazoa; Platyhelminthes; Cestoda; Cyclophyllidea; Taeniidae
Exons: 2
Coding region: 1-171 (56 amino acids)
Source: RefSeq, a predicted model, not a curated record